This is a messenger RNA of Pyrus x bretschneideri (Chinese white pear), 3240 nucleotides long. RefSeq names its product receptor-like protein 19. The transcript has a single exon. The record is from RefSeq and is a predicted model, not a curated record. NCBI's taxonomy places the organism in Eukaryota, Viridiplantae, Streptophyta, Magnoliopsida, Rosales, Rosaceae. Gene Ontology annotation, molecular function: receptor serine/threonine kinase binding. The coding region runs from base 1 to 3039 and encodes 1012 amino acids.
AUGGGAUUCCGCCGGUGCUUGUUUGUUUCCAAUAUGUGUUAUACACUUUCAAAAGUUGUGUUGCUUCAUCUCGUGGUUGUUAGCUCAUCAGUUUCCUCAUUGCAGCAAUCUUGUCAUGACGAGGAGAGGUCUGCCUUGCUGCAAUUCAAGGAAAGCUUCAUCAUUAACAGAUCUGCCUCGUAUUCUGAUGAUGCUUAUCCAAAGAUUUUGCAAUGGAAACUAGCUGAGGGACGAAACGUCAGCUGCUGUGCAUGGGAUGGCAUUGUGUGUGAUGAGAGGACGGGUCAUGUUAUUGGCCUUGAUCUUAGUAGCAGCUGUCUCCUGGGCUCUAUCAACUCCAACAGCAGCCUUUUCCGGCUUGUUCAUCUUCAAGUGCUGAACCUUGCUGACAACAACUUCAAUUCCUCUCGAAUUCCUACUAGCAUUGGGAAUUUCCCUGGGCUCAUGCAUCUUAAUCUCUCUAGUUCUUCCUUUUCUGGCCAAAUCCCUUCCCAAAUUUCACAGCUGGCCAACUUGUCGUCCCUUGAUUUGUCUUCCAACGAUGGUCUAACUGGUCAUUUUCCUGAAUUUAAUACAAGCAGUACUCUCACUUCACUGUAUCUUAGCUGGACUAGCUUAUUCGGAAAUUUGCCUUCUUCAAUCGAAAAGCUUGAUUUAUUAAACACGCUGGAAUUGGCACACUGCAAGUUCUCGGGUUUGGUUCCAUCUUCACUUGGUAAUCUUAGGCAGCUCAUACAUUUAGACCUUUCAGGAAAUAACUUUAGCGGUCCAGUCCCUAGUUCAUUGGCAAACCUCACCCAACUGAAGGAGCUCCGUCUUGAAGCGAAUGCUUUUAGUGGCUCCAUUCCCUCCGCUCUCGGUAGUCUCAACAAGCUCGAAGUCCUGUCACUUGUCCAGAAUUAUUUUAGCGGUUACAUCCCGGCUUCACUAGGAAAUCUCACCCACCUCACAGAACUUUCUUUGUUUUUUAAUCAGUUAACCGGUCCAAUUCCUUCUCUAGCAAACCUCACCCACCUCACAUACCUUAAUCUGUUUUCGAAUCAGUUAACCGGUUCAAUUCCUUCUCUAGGAAACCUCAUCCACCUCACAGCACUUGAUUUGUCUUCGAAUCAGUUAACCGGUUCAAUUCCUUCUCUAGGAAAUCUCACCCACCUCACAGGACUUUCUCUGAAUUCGAAUCAGUUAACCGGUCCAAUUCCUUCUCUAGGAAACCUCACCCACCUCACAGGACUUUCUCUGUAUUCGAAUCAGUUAACCGGUCCAAUUCCUUCUCUAGGAAACCUCAUCCACCUCACAGAACUUCCUCUGUCUUCCAAUCAGUUAACCGGUCCAAUUCCUUCUCUAGAAAAUCUCACCCAACUCACAUACCUUUAUCUGUCUUCGAAUCAGUUAACUGGUCCAUUACCUAAUUCCUUAUCCAAUCUCAUCAAUCUCGAGGUAUUUGAUGCAUCUGAUAAUAAUCUGACUGGUACAGUGGAGUUCCGCAUGAUGUUUCAUAAGUUACAAGGGCUCACCGAUUUACAAUUAUCUCGUAACAAUUUGAAAAUUUUCACAGAAACAGAAAGUACGAAUGCAAGCCUACUUCCAAAGUUAGAAUUUCUGGGAUUGAGUUCGUGCAACAUAAGAGAGUUCCCAAGUUUCCUGCAGUAUCAAGAAACAUUGGUGAUCUUGGACCUUUCCUCCAACAAUUUGCAUGAAGUACCAAAAUGGAUGUUGAACACUAGCACAGAGACUUUGGCGGAGAUGGACAUUUCUGACAACUUCCUUUCAAGCAUUGUCCAGCCUUCAGAUGCCUUUCCUUGGGUUAACCUACAAGUUUUAGUGCUCAAGAAUAACAAUCUAAAUGGAGCAAUUUCACCAUUGAUCUGCAAUCUGACUUCUCUUCAGUUCCUUGACCUCUCCAACAACAAUAUGAGUGGAAUGCUUCCUCCCUGUCUCGGAAACUUCAGCGAUGGUCUGCUAGGUUUAUAUCUUGGAAACAACUCUUUCAGCGGCUUUCUUCCUGAAAUAUACACCAGCACAAGCAGUCUGAGGGUGAUUGAUGUUAGUCAUAACCAAUUGCGAGGGAAACUACCAAGGUCGUUGGGGAACUGCACGACACUUGAGUUUAUUGAUCUGUCAUACAAUAAAUUCAGCGAUGUUUUUCCCUUUUGGUUGGGAGCUCUUCCGGAGUUAAAAGUUUUGAAAAUGCACCAGAACGCGUUCUACGGUCUGAUGGAGGAACCUCAUCAGGACAAUGUUGAAUAUUUCCCUGAGUUGCGAAUUCUGGAUCUAUCUUUUAAUAGUUUCAGAGGCAAAUUUCCAUCUCAAAAGAUCUUUUCCGGGAAUGUCAUGAGGGGUGUCACUCGAAACCAGUCAACAUAUAUGAACGUAAACACAACUUUCGAUGCUAAUCGCAGUGUUUAUAUAUUAUUUGAGGAAUAUUACUCAAUCACGAUAACUAGCAAAGGUGUGGAGAGAUAUUAUCCGAAGAUUCAAGAAGCCCUUGUAGCGAUUGACAUCUCAAGCAACAAAUUUGAAGGGAGGAUUCCUGAAUUUAUUGGGAACCUAAAGGGGCUGAUAUCAUUCAAUAUAUCUGGUAACCUCCUAACUGGUCCCAUCCCAUCAUCUUUCGGGAAUUUAAUGUGGCUUGAAUCACUGGACCUUUCACAAAACAAGCUUUCAGGACAAAUCCCUCAAAGCCUCGCGCAGCUUACAUUCCUUGGAACAUUCGUUGUCUCUAACAACAGCUUGACAGGUCCAAUACCGCAUGGAACCCAACUUAUUUCAAUGGGUAGCAGUUCAUAUGAAGGAAACCCUGGAUUGUGUGGAGAUCCUUUGCCAAAGAAAUGCGGAGAUCCUCAGGCUCCUCGCCUGUCGCCUUCAAAAACCGAAGAAAAUGAUUCAGGCUCGUUUGAAUUUGAUUGGAAAUUUGUUUUGGCUGGUCUCGGAAGUGGGUUGGUGGUGGGAGUUGUUCUUUCUGAUGUGGUGAUCACAAGGAAGCGUGAAUGGUUUGUUGAGAUUGUUAAAACCAUCAAGCUGAUGAUAGGAAAUUCAUAAGUGCGCUAUAAGGUUAUGCAUUUGGUGUUGUUUUUUGCUUGUUUUAUAUUAUUUCUUUGUACUCCUUUUUAAUGUUAUGUCUUCCUUUUGUAUUAUGGUGUAUUAGUUCCAUAAAAGGUACUGUAAGAUGAAGUGAAACUGGUACCGGGCAGAAUCGUUUGCUAUGUAUGGAAUAAUAGAACAAGAAUUCAUAAUUCUAUC